GGUGCAAAAAAUGCAGUAUUCUAUUAGUCACCUGAUUUCUUCUUCAAUCAAGAUAUAUAAACUGCAGCUCGCAUCUAAUUCAAUCAGUCAUACAGAGUCAUCUGCAAAAGAAACGAAAAUUGUUAAUAAAAUAUUCUAAUAAAAGCUACAAAUCAAAAUGAAAGUUAUAGCUAUCCUGUGUCUUUUGACAUUUGUGAUAGCAGUUAAUGCUGUCCCUGCUGGACCAUGGGAUUGGCCACCAAAUCCAUGGGAUUGGAAGUGUAGACCACCAGGCUUUAUCUGUAACGGUCCGGACCAGUGUUGCAAGCCAUUUAUAUGUAAUCCAUGGGCUGGACGUUGUACGAAAAUCAAAACAACCUCUACAACAACAACGACCGAGGCCAUACCAGACGGUUCCGAUUCUGGUGAAAUUUCCGGUGGAUCAUCUAACGAAACUCCAAAUAAUUCGGGAGAAAAUCCCGGUGGAUCGUCUAACGAAACCCCAAAUAAUUCGGGAGAAAAUCCCAGUGGAUCAUCUAACGAAACCCCAAAUAAUUCGGGAGAAAAUUCCGGUGAUGGAUCAAAUGCAGGAAAUUCAGGCGAAGGUUCCGGAUCGAACGGUGGCAACGGUUCAAAUUCCGGUGAAGGUUCAAACUCAAGUUCCGAAAAUAAUGGAAAUGGAGGAGGUUCAAAUUCUGGAGAAGGAAGUAAUUCAAGUGGUGGUGCAAAUUCCGGCGAAGGUUCAAACUCAAGUUCCGAGGACAAUGGCAAUGGAGCAUCGAAUUCCGGAGAAGGAAGUAAUGCAAGUGGGGGUGACAAUUCCGGUGAAGGAUCGAACUCGAGUGGUGGUGCCAAUUCUGGUGAACAACCAGAGCCAGAGCCUGAACCUGAGCCCGAACCAGAACCUGAACCCGAACCAGAGCCUGAGCCCGAGCCAGAACCUGAGCCCGAACCAGAACCUGAACCUGAACCCGAACCAGAGCCUGAACCUGAGCCCGAGCCAGAACCUGAACCCGAACCAGAGCCCGAACCUGAACCAGAGCCCGAACCUGAGCCCGAACCUGAGCCAGAACCAGAGCCCGAACCUGAGCCAGAACCCGAACCUGAACCCGAACCUGAGCCCGAACCAGAGCCAGAAGAACCCAGUGAAGGAUCUGAAACUCAAUAAAUUUCUUUGUAAUUACAAGUGACUGAAUGUGGAAACUAUUCCAAUCAAAGACGACUGCGAUAAUUAGGAAAAAUAUUUAAUUUAGACGUUUUCGAUUAAAGGUAGAACAACAGAACUUCAUUAAUUACAAAAUGUCAAAAACAAUUUUUUUUAAAUUGCCUAAUUUUCUAAAAUCAAAAUUAUACUCUCUAAAUCUGAAUCAGUGAAAUUCUACUGACAAUUAGUGAAAUUUGACUGAGAAUCAGUGACUCUAUUCUCG
Leptopilina heterotoma is the source of this 1406-nucleotide messenger RNA. Its product is annotated as cell wall protein IFF6-like. Bases 158 to 1147 code for a protein of 329 amino acids. The record is from RefSeq and is a predicted model, not a curated record. The transcript has 3 exons. Lineage: Eukaryota; Metazoa; Arthropoda; Insecta; Hymenoptera; Figitidae.